Pungitius pungitius (ninespine stickleback) is the source of this 3060-nucleotide messenger RNA. It is a transcript of the gene mst1, whose product is annotated as macrophage stimulating 1. Gene Ontology annotation, molecular function: serine-type endopeptidase activity; receptor tyrosine kinase binding. Bases 121 to 2256 code for a protein of 711 amino acids. Gene Ontology annotation, biological process: proteolysis; regulation of receptor signaling pathway via JAK-STAT. Lineage: Eukaryota; Metazoa; Chordata; Actinopteri; Perciformes; Gasterosteidae. The transcript has 18 exons. The record is from RefSeq and is a predicted model, not a curated record.
GGAAGAUCGACUCGUUUUUUUUUUGGACGUUGACUCCUCAGUAAAUACUUCAAGGAAAAGAUCUCAAUCUGACUUCCGUCCAGUGAAAAUCAACCUUUUAUCGUCCGCAGGCCACAAACAAUGCAGCUGUUGCUGCUCCACAUUCUCCUCACAGUCGGACUGGCUGCUGGCUCCCGAAGUCUCCUGAAUGACUUCCAGCGCUCGGAGGGCAGAGAGCUGGCCCCCACCCCCUGGAACUCGGCCCGAGUGUUGCUGUUACCGGGUCUGAACCUGGAGGACUGUGCGACUCGCUGCGCUCAGUCUCUGGACUGCAGAGCGUUCAACUACGAGACACGUCCAACUGUUUCCUGCAAACAUCUGCCUUGGGUGGGUGACGGGAGCAAUGCAGAGGUGAAGAGGAACGUAAAUUGUGACCUUUACGAGAAGAAAGUGUACGUCAGAAAAUGCAUCGUGGGGAAGGGAGAAGACUACCGAGGGAAGGUGUUCACCACGCGAGGCGGACUCACCUGCCAGCAGUGGUGGUCCAAGUUCCCUCAUGAUCACAGGUGGACCCCCACAGCCACCAACGGCCUGGAGCUGAACUACUGCAGGAAUCCAGACGGGGACCGGAUCGGCCCGUGGUGCUACACCACCGACCCCGAGCGCCGCUACGAGAGCUGCAACAUCCCCCAGUGCAAAGAUGAGGUGUGCAUCACGUGUAAUGGGGAGGACUACCGAGGGCAGGUGGACCACACCGUGAGUGGCAGAGAGUGUCAGAGAUGGGACCAGCAGUACCCUCAGCAACACAUCUACCAGCCUGAAAAGUACCCUGAUAAGAGUUUAGAUGACAACUACUGCCGUAACCCGGACGCCUCCCCGGUGCCCUGGUGUUACACUACGGACCCUGAGGUGGAGCGGGAGAACUGUGAGAUCAGCAAGUGCAGUCCAGCCGAGGUGCAGGUGGAGAAACGUCAGCGCUCCAGCUUCACCACCAACUGCUUCCGCGGCCGCGGCGAGGAAUACCGCGGCAGAGUGAACGAGACCACAUCGGGCAUCCCCUGCCAGCGGUGGGACGCCCAGCGGCCCCACGAGCAUCCCUUCUACCCGAACACAUACGAAUGCAAGGGUUUGGAGGAGAACUACUGUCGUAACCCAGACGGGUCGGAGGCUCCUUGGUGCUUCACGUCUGUGCCAGGGAUGAGGACGGCUCUCUGCUUACAGAUCAAACGCUGUGCCGACGACAUAGAGGCUGAAGAUUGCUACCACGAAAAUGGAAGAAACUACAAAGGAAUGGUCCGCAAAACUCGCAAGGGGAUCACCUGCCAGAAAUGGAACGCCAACACACCUCACCUGACCAAGAUAAACCCGAGGACGCAUCCCGAGGCCAACCUGACAGAAAACUACUGUCGUAACCCGGAUGGGGAUCAGCACGGACCCUGGUGCUACACCACGGACCCCAAAACUGAGUUCGACUAUUGCGCCAUCAAACAGUGCGCUGGGGGAAAAGUGUCCAUGACCGAACCAGCAGCGAAAGUGGAGUUCAGCGAGUGCGGGAAGCGGGAGGACCGCUUGCAGGCGCCGAGGAUGCGCAUCGUGGGGGGGAUUCCCGGGAACUCACCGUGGACGGUGAGCCUGAGAGACAGGAAAGGAAACCAUUUCUGUGGAGGGUCCCUGGUUAACCCCAGAUGGGUGAUCAGCACCAAGCAGUGUUUCUCCUCCUGCUACGUGGACCUGCCCGGAUACUCGGCCAAGAUGGGGACCCUGUAUCGUGAUCCUCAGGAAGGAGAGCCCGGGGUGCAAACCAUCCCUCUGACCAAGAUCGUCUGCGGACCCUCAGAGUCUCAACUGGUCAUGCUUCAACUGGAACACCCGGCUCAGUUUAAUGAGCGCAUCUCUCAGAUCUGCCUCCCUCCUGAGCGCUACAUUGUCUCCGAGGGGACGUCUUGUGAGAUCGCCGGAUGGGGUGAGACGAGAGGAACUGGUGAUGAGACUGUCCUCAAUGUGGCCUACAUACCAGUUCUCAGCAACAAGGAAUGCAACAAAUACUUUAGAGGUCGUGUUCGUGAGAAUGAGAUGUGCACCAGCUCCUUCCAGGGAGGGGUGGGCGCCUGUGAGAGGGACUACGGCGGCCCUCUGGCGUGUCAGAACAGAGACUGCUGGGUACUUGAGGGUGUGAUCAUCCCCAUGAGGCGCUGCGGACACCCGGGGCAGCCCAACAUCUUCAUUCGCGUCUCUGUCUACGUUGACUGGAUCAAGAAGGUCAUGGAGAUGGCUUAGAGCCAGAGACCGCCAUCCAACAGGAACUGAUCAGAUCUGCUCGACCCUAAACACCAGUUUUUUUACUUGACCAUAUGCAUUUUUUCUUUUUCUUCCUCAGAUGUCGCUUUAAAAAAAUUUAAAAAAUGUGAAUAUACAUUCAGCUGCACAGUCAGAUUUGAUUAGUUAAAACAUGAAGUGCACAGUUUUCAUUCAGUUGUGGUGAAAAUGCAGAGACAGCACAGCGAUUAUGUGAUCUGCUUUCGAUCAAUCUCUACCUGCCUUUGCAUUCAUUUGGGCGUGAAGGUCAGCACUGUCGCCCCCACAGCGAGAAGGUCCUGGGAUGGGCCUUUGCAUGUUCUCCCCGAGCGUGGGCUCUCUCCGGGUACUCUGGCUUUCUGCCACAGUCCAAAGGACACGCGGGUUGGGUUAAUUAUUGACCCGUAGGCGUGUGAAUGGACGGUUGUUUCUAUGUCAGCCCCUGUGAUUGACAGGCAACCCGGUCCAGGGUGAUCCGUGGAAUUUACAGUUAGUUCAUCUUCACAGCUUCCAGUUUCGAUGCAUCAGUCAGAGCAUUUAAACAAUAAACAGAGAACAUCUUUAUUCCCCAAAAACACUGUUUUGUACUGGUGCAAAACAACCAAGAGAAGAUUUACCAUAUAAAUACAGUUCAGUAAAAUUCUACAAAUCUUUUGUUUAGCAUGUGUUAGUGAUGUAUAUAUUUAAAUAUAAAUGAGUUGUUAGAGGAUACAAAUAAAUGUAAUUGUUAAUUGUUCGGGUGUAGCACUGCUCUGAUUGUAACUUCUCCCAUUCGUUUUAAAUUGU